CUUCCGUACUUACUACAUGCUUCUCUAGGGUUUUCCAUCCAACAAAUGCUCCUCCAUUUUCUCUCUGCUUUGAGUUUUUAUUGUCUCCUCAGAAACCAAGUGGUGUGGCUAACUACUAGUAACUAGGAAGGAAGGGAUACAAUUGGAAUUUUUCCUUGGUGAAUUGAGAUGUAGUGAAGACUAGUGCUGGAGUUUCAGUGUCAAGAAAUGAUGAUGAUGACGACUCUACGAUUAUUUGCUGUGCUAUUUAUUUACACUGUUAGUCAAACCUAAGAUUUUUCUCUGUGACGGCCUUCAAUUUUGAGAUUGAAGAAAUAUGGAAACUGGAAGUCACGGUUCAAUGAGGAAAGUGAAAAAUGGAGGACCCAAAGUCCUGUGGGCAGAGCAGUUGAGAAGUAUGAAAAAUGGGUUCAAAAGAGACCAUCAUCAUCCAUCUUGGCAAAUGGCUAUUCAGAGUCAUAUAGAUGCCGCACAUGCUUUGGUACAGUUGGCUAAUGAAGAUCCUAGUCUGCUUCAUGGUGGGUUACGUUCACAUGGAAUGAAGCAUAGUGUGAAAGGGAUUCCAAGCAUAAAGGAUUCGAUGGGGAUGUCAAGGGGUGAUAGUCAUUCGGAUGUGGCUGGGAGAAAGGUUAAUUGUUUGGUAAAGCGUCAGCAAGCUGACUUUGGAGGUUCUAUGAAGGAUGAUGAUGCUGCUGCAGUCUUAGAUUUUCAUUUGCCAGCAGUGCCAUAUCCUGCAGGGAGAAAGCAGAAAAAGAUGAAAAUGUUUAAGAAACUAUCUUCGCUCGUACCAAAAUAUAUGAAAAGUAAUGUCAGUGAGAAGGAUGAUAAUGUGAAUGAACCAUGUCAGUUGUUGGAUAGUUGUGGUCAUGAUAGACUACGCAUGUUAAUGGCAAAGAAACGGAAAAGGGUGGCAGGAUCCUAUUCAAAAAGAGAAACUGUGGAAGUUGCAGCACCAGUAAAUUUACCCUUGAAAAGGCAGGGAUUCAAAUUGCCCGUUCCUACUGUUCAUACCGGAAUUUCAUUCUCCAUUGUGCAUCUCCUUACUGCCAUUCGAAGAGCAAUGGUUGUUCCACAUGCAGAAGAUGAUGAUGUGGUGUAUGGAAAUGAUCAAGGGGUUAGCAAUGCUGAAGGGACAAUUCGAUUUUAUUCUCUCAAAGAUAAAGGCAUUAGCGAUUCUGUACUAACAAAUUCCAAAAGUUUACCUUCUCUCACUCUUAACAAGAUUGUUGAGCAUGUUAGAUCAACUCCAAUGGAUCCUUCUAUUCUUCAAACCCAAGAGCACCUUCAAGAUUUACUCAGAGGGGUUUUGGAGAUAUUUUCAUCCAAAACAGCGCCUUUAGGAGCUAGAGGAUGGAAGCCACUCACUUUCUAUUGCAAGUCCAGUAAAUGUUGGAAAUGGAUUGGUCCCAUCAAUGUUAACUCAUGCAAUGCUGAUGAGGAAUAUGUAUCUUCUAAAGCUUGGAGUCUUCGCCAUAAUGUGCUUGUGAAGUUGGUUGAUUCCUUUGCUAUUUGGUACAAGAGUUUUCAAGAGAGAUUUCGUCAAGUUGGAAGCCUUCCUGCACCACCUUUGAUUUUGAUGCAACCAACACUAGAUGAAAGCGAAUGGUUCAGGGACAUAAUGUCUCGAAAGAAUGCUAUCAGUCCGAACUCUGAAGAAGUAAGAGCGUACUUUCAAAGGGAGGAAGCUUUGAGGUAUUUAGUCCCAGAUAUGGCAUUUUCUUACACAGCACUGGAUGGUCGAAAGUCUGCAGUUGCUCCUCUAACUAGUUGCAGUGGUAAGCCAUCAUAUAGAAACCAAGAUCAUUUUAUGCUUAAAGCUGAUCGACCACCUCAUAUCACCAAUCUCUGUCUUGUGAGAGAUGCAGCUUCUAGAUUGCCUGGAAGUAUUGGUACCAGGGAAGAUGUUUCUACUCUCGUUCGGCACUCACAGUAUAUAGUGGAAGAUGUCUCUGAUGAACAAUUUACCCGAGUUAUUAGCUCUGCUCUGUCUCAGCUGCAAUUUGAAUUUGAUCCAUGCGUAGAAUUUGACAGACACUGAAAGUUGUGGGUUUAUUUACAUGGAGAAAGAGGCGAAGAAGACUUUGAGGAAUAUGGUACCUUAUCUACUUUAAGAAGGAGACGGCAUCGAGACAUGUCAUUGAGCAAUCUAUCUGUUCAUGAGACAGCCCUCCAAAAUAGACAGGAAGAAACUUUCUAGUUAUCUGCAGUAGGAAACAAUCUGGAUGUCAAUUGUGAUACCUUUUUGUCGGGUGAUAGAAAGUAACUACUUUCAUGGGAGCUCAUAACUUCAGUGGUAGAGCUAUGACUGAACUUAUGAGCUCCCAUGAAAGUAGCUGAUUUGAGAUUUCAAUGAUCUAUGUUGUGCAGUCAUUCAAAAUGGGCAUUUCAUUUUGAUACGAGGGUGGCAUUUUAAUAUAAGCUUCUUGCUUGCUUAGAACCUGAAGCAAUAGGGGAAAUCUUUUGUCCUUCGAAAUAUUUUUGCUAAGGUUGGAAACAGUAGAUUAAGCUGAAAGAUGUUUAUGGCGCUCUUUUUGGUUGGGUUAACAUGUGGGAAUAUGAACCACACUUCUUUCUAUUUCUUUUUUUCCUAAACAGAACUUGUAACACAUGUUAUGUUAUAAUGAAAUCGUACUUUCUUGUCACUCAAAAA
This is a messenger RNA of Prunus persica (peach), 2650 nucleotides long. RefSeq lists its product as uncharacterized. Lineage: Eukaryota; Viridiplantae; Streptophyta; Magnoliopsida; Rosales; Rosaceae. The transcript has 2 exons. The record is from RefSeq and is a predicted model, not a curated record. The coding region runs from base 317 to 2038 and encodes 573 amino acids. Gene Ontology annotation, cellular component: Ino80 complex.